Messenger RNA from Sorghum bicolor (sorghum), 1314 nucleotides. RefSeq lists its product as uncharacterized. The transcript has 2 exons. Bases 131 to 1282 code for a protein of 383 amino acids. The record is from RefSeq and is a predicted model, not a curated record. Lineage: Eukaryota; Viridiplantae; Streptophyta; Magnoliopsida; Poales; Poaceae.
ACUCCCCUCCCCUCCCCUCUGCGCCGCCAUUCUGGUCCGGCACAGGUGGAGCAGCAGGCCGGCACUUCCCCUCCCGGAGAGGGCUUCUCAGAUUUUUCAGAUCGAACUUGGAGUUGACGUCCGAUCAACCAUGGGCCUCUCCCGGCGUUUUCUGAAUCUGAUCGUGCGAAGCCACGAGUCAGCCGUUAGAUCGCUGCGCUGCAUCGACCUGAAGCGCCAUCAACUCUUUUAUCCAACGAUACCACCACGAACGCUGCCGCCUACCAUGGAGACCUUUGGGCUUCCCUCUCCGAACCCCAACUUCCAGGCCUGCAGCGCAGAUGCUGUGGACAAGUGGGGAGUUGCCUGCUACACACUUGCACAAGGAAAGGUGCUCUGCACGGAUCAGUGUCGGCGCAACUUUCUCUAUGAUGCCAGCACGCACGAAGUGGCAGCUAUGCCCGAGUUCCACAGGCCUAGGUUGGAUUCCCUCUCGCUCUUCAUCCCCAGUGGCGAAGGCAAAGACGACGACAACUGUGGAGAGGGGGGCGACGAAGGCCAAGACGACGUCCGCGAAGAGCGCAGGGAAGACCAAGACCGACGUGGAGGCAAAGGCAGUCUCUUUCUGAUGGAGAAGAUUCUCAAACCGGUAACAAGAGGCGACAUUGGGCACCCAACCGGUGAUCUAGAGGUCUUGUUCUACGGUAAUGGCAAUGGCAGCAUAACGUCGCACUGCAAACUGUUGCCACCACCACCCGCCUACGACUGGAAUGCGCCUUCUAAGAUCGGUUCCUAUGCUGUGGUUGGCAAUGGUUCUCAUGUUUGCAUAUCCGUCGAUGGCAGAGGCACCUAUUUCCUGGACACGGCAAGGCACACAUGGGACAAGGUCGGCGACUGGACUCUUCCUUUCCUUGGCAAGGUUGAGUAUGUGCCUGAGCUUAAACUCUGGUUUGGCCUCUCUGCCGAUGACCAGCACUUGGCUGCUGCUGACCUCUCCACCACAGACUCCCAGCCACAGCUAGUUCACGGUUGGAAGGAGUUUCAGCCCCCAGAAGAAUGGUUUCAACUUGGAGACCCUCAACUUGUGAACCUUGGCUCAGGCAGAUUUUGCAUCGCAAGGUUCUUCAGAAAUGACUUUGAAGAUGUUGACUAUGCCCAGGAUGUUUCUGUCUUCACCGGUCUGGAGGUGCUCCCAUGUGAACUAAAUGGCGAUGGUAAAGUGAAACUAGAAAUGAUCCGUCACAAAUCGUUGUGUCACACCUCUAUUCCUGGCUGCCGAAAUUCCAUCCAUUUAGUGUUCUAAUGAGUCUGGGGCUUUGCUUCCAAACUCUCUUA